AUGCAGACCUAUCUUCACGUGUUGGAUUCGUACUUCAGCGUAAUAUUAUUUGGACCAUUAGUUACUGCUUACUGGAGGGGAACUUGGGAGAUAGCUGAUGUUUAUUUAUUUCCUGAUAAUUCCAAUUUGAGUUUUGGUGUAUCUACAGCUGCUGGAGUCUUAGUGUAUCUUUGUUUUAACUUUUCUCAAGAUCAUUUCACGAGUCUGAAUUAUAAGAUGAGUUCUCCAAUGUUUUGUAUCAGUUCUCGGCUUCAUGCCUACAUCCUAGGUCAUGCUAUGGUUAAUUAUUGGAGAGGUAUAAUGGGAUUCAUGGAUAAAAUAAACAAAACGUACCUUUAUAUGGGACUAGAAACAAUUCUAUCUACCAUUUUAUUAGCUGUUUUAAAGGGUUCAAUUAAUGCGAUUUCGGCACCACUCUUAACCAUUCCUGACACAGGUCCACAUGGUCGAAAAGAUUAUUUUCAGAUUUCUACAAAGCUUAAAACUAAGUCGACAGAAUCCUGGAGUUUUUUUCUAGAUUGCUGUUACUCAGUACUAAUAAUAAGUGGGUUGGUGAUCGUACAGUGGCAUGGGGUAUGGGGAUUGAUAGACUUGAUGAUUGUACCUCAAGAUCAAUUUAAGUCAGCCUGGUUGUCUCUUGUUAUUGGUUACGCCAUGACUAUGGUGUUAUUAAUCGUUCAAUGGCCUGUAAUGGCAUUUGCGAAAAAAGCCAGGAAUGAGACUUUUAAGUGUUACUCAAUUAUAUUACUUUUAAUAGAAAUAUUUAUGAGUUUUUGUGGUACAACAGCCAGUGCUUUCGUGUGGCGUGGAUUUUGGAAUCUCCAAGACCAAUUACUAUUACCUAAUAAUUUGGAAUUAAGCGUAUGGAUAUCACAUGGUAUUGGAACUAUAUGUUUAAUGAUAAUGUUUCAUUUUAACACAGCAAUUCAAGCAGGACUUGAUUCGGACGGUGAUAUUAUAUUUAGUGAUGAGCAAACGUUUUUUGAUAUCAAAUUUAUAUGUAAUAUAAUAAGAUACAGUGGAAAUAUGGUAUGUUAUUCAACAUAA
Molecule: messenger RNA, 1047 nt
Organism: Lottia gigantea (owl limpet)
Lineage: Eukaryota; Metazoa; Mollusca; Gastropoda; Lottiidae
Exons: 2
Coding region: 1-1047 (348 amino acids)
Source: RefSeq, a predicted model, not a curated record